Messenger RNA from Trichoderma atroviride IMI 206040, 864 nucleotides. The record is from RefSeq and is a predicted model, not a curated record. NCBI's taxonomy places the organism in Eukaryota, Fungi, Ascomycota, Sordariomycetes, Hypocreales, Hypocreaceae.
GCCUAGGAGGGGCAAUGAGCGAGUACAGGAGAAAACGGAAAAAAGAACUUUUUGUUGAGGCUAUCUAUGAUGAACAGAGCGGGAAUAACAGUUCGGCCAAAUUCCACUGCACUGUGACCUAGAGUGAUGCCAAAAGUUCCGAUGCCGUUUAUAGCACCCGUGGUAAUGCAAAGAUACAAAAUACUACUCUCUCUGGUAAGAUUAUUUGCAGUACUGCAAGCAGUACUCAGUAUAUACUACCUAGGGACUAGAAUAACACAGCUCGCUCCGUAGAUCUGCAAGUAAAUAUUAAGAAUAAAAUUCGAUGGUAUCGUAUAUCACUGCUGGCACAAGGUGUUGGAAAUCCCUUCUGUCGAUCGCAAAACGCCAAGUAAACGACGCCAAAGCCAAGUCAAAGCCAAGACUUGCAUCGCUGCUUUCCGCGGAUCCCGUUGGCUCCUGCAUUGCCAAGACCAAGCUUUCGCUCUUCAGGAACAGCCCAGCGAUCGCACCUGCCAGAUCCGGGGAAGUCCUUUGGUAGCUUGAAAUGAGGUAAUCACCAACUUCAUGCAGAUCUGUUGCUCGUUUUCUCUUCUCCUCGCUUCUCCAUCUCGUCAAUGUGCGUGAAUGGCACUCAAGGACAUGGAUCCCGUUGUACAGUAUGAGCGCCGCCCCAGCAUAUGCGCAAAAAGAGCCCCUCGCACGGCCUAGGGUGACAAGGCCUUAUUAUCAACCCACGAGAGAAAGAGGGCGGCAUGAAGCAGCUCUUGGACGGCAAUCCGGCAUCGCAAAACUGUUUGAUAGGCUCAUCUGGGAAGUGGCCCCCAUCACCACCACCAGGAUCUGUGAAAAGUCGCACAACCACAAAACAGGAACGAAAAAAGG